Molecule: messenger RNA, 2196 nt
Organism: Populus euphratica (Euphrates poplar)
Lineage: Eukaryota; Viridiplantae; Streptophyta; Magnoliopsida; Malpighiales; Salicaceae
Gene: SYN1
Product: Rad21/Rec8-like family protein
Exons: 21
Coding region: 1-1878 (625 amino acids)
Biological process (GO): meiotic sister chromatid cohesion, centromeric
Cellular component (GO): cohesin complex
Molecular function (GO): protein binding; chromatin binding
Source: RefSeq, a predicted model, not a curated record
AUGUUUUACUCACACCAGCUUCUAGCUCGCAAAGCACCUCUUGGCCAGAUAUGGAUGGCUGCAACCAUGCAUGCGAAGAUCAACCGAAAGAAGCUCAAUAAGCUCAACAUCAUCCGUAUCUGUGAAGAGAUUUUGAAUCCCUCAGUGCCUAUGGCUCUUAGACUCUCUGGAAUUCUCAUGGGUGGAGUUGUUAUUGUCUUUGAACGAAAAGUGAAGCUCCUCUAUGAUGAUGUAACCCGCCUGCUGGUUGAAAUAAACGAAGCAUGGAAAGUGAAGGUAGCCCCAGACCCCACUGUCCUUCCUAAGGGAAAAUCACAGGCCAGGAAAGAGGCAGUGACUUUACCAGAGAACCAAGAAACAGAUGUGGGAGAAAUUGAGCAAUCCCUUAAUUACUCCAAUGCUGCAACCACCACCAUGGGUUUUCAACAAACAGCUUACUUCACCAUGCGGCUUGACAAUGUGGAUGAACCGUUUGUUAACAGUGAUACCAGGGAGGGAGAUGCAUCCCAUCACUUACAUCAAGCUGAUGCCGACAACAUCACGCUAUUUGAACGUUUUGAUUCAUACCAGGCUGAUGGUGAUGCGUACAAUCGCUUUGAAAGAUUUGAUAUUGAAGGGGAUGAGGAGACACAGGUGAACUUCGCUUCAGCAGACCAUAUGGAUAUCCCAACUACUCUCAUACCCUCCCCACAUGAACAAGACGAAGCUCAAAGAGCUGAAGAAAACCGAGACCAUCAUCCAGAAUUCCAAGUCAAUCAACAAUCUAAUGAAUGCAAGGGAGCCAGACAGGAUCAGCAGAAGCAAAGGCCAAUUAAAAGGAAAACAAGAAGACAAGCAACAACUACCGUUGAUUAUGAACAAACCAUUAUUCCAGGUCAUGUAUACCAGUCAUGGAUUCAAAAUGCUUCUGACAUUGUCUCAAGGAGAGGAAGAAAAAGGAAGGCACACAUGGGUAUUAUGUCCACUACAAAAAUAUCUAACCUCAUGGAGCUCCCACCUACUGUUCUUAUUGAUGAUAAAGGAAAUAGAGAAUUCUAUUAUCCAGCUCCCCUUCUGGAACUUUGGACCAAAAGUACCCGACCUCCUCAUGACUCCCCUUCUGAAGAAAGGACUUCUGCACCACUGCCACCAGAACCAUCAAAAUCGUCACCACCAGGCAGAGUAAAUUAUCAAGAUCCAGUUGGAUAUACCAUUGAUGAUGUUCAUAGUGGAGUUGGCUCUCAGUCACUGGGCACUUCGAUAGAGAAGAUGAGAACAAACGUUGUGAAUGAUGAGGUAUCCAUGGAUAUCCUCAUGGAAGAACUAAAAGCCAACCUGAGGAACAAUGGUGUGAGGAUGACUGAAGCCACUAUGGCAACACCUAGGAAUUCUGGAGAUGGAGUGGGGUCCAUUCCAAGCUCUGGAUCAGGACAUGGCAUUCCACCACAUUAUUUGGAAGUCAAUUUAGGACGAUCAAGUAAGAAAGGACGUCAUUCCUCGUCCAGACACAGUGGCAGUAGUCUUGAGACAGUAGUUGAAGAGGAUCCUUGGCGGUUUGCUGAUCCAAAUUUUGAGCUAUCAAGGCUGUCUGAGAAUGGCCCAACACCUGAUCAAGAACUGUUGGUUGAAACUGGACCUACACAAACCCAACAUCUGAUUGUUGGUCAGCCUGUUGACAAGAUAGCUGAUUCUAUCCGAAUGCAAAUGAAAACGCAUUUUGAAACGCCAGGAGCCCCUCAAGUAGAAUCCCUGAACAACCUGGCUGCCGGGAUGAACACAAAAGCAGCAGCUAUGCUGUUCUAUCAAACUUGUGUUCUCGCGUCACGUGAUUUCCUAAGAGUUGAACAAAAGGUGCCUUAUGGGGAUAUUCUCAUCUCUAAAGGAGCCAAGAUGCAUUAAUAGGUCAUCAUCUUCUUACUGUUUUAUCGGAGAGCAGGAGUUCACAUUCCUGUGAGAUUCGCCAACUGGUAAGAUAGUAUAAAUAGCGAAGGAAUCUCCUCUCUUCUCAGGACAGUUUUUAUAGUAUUAAACUGUUCUGGACUCUAAUGUAAUCAGGAUUUUACUCUUCUUCCUUGCAUUAUAAACAUGUUGUAUGCAUGUUUUUCCCAAUAUUUUAUAACUACUGAGUUUAGAUCGGCGAUUGGGGUUCCCUGUGCUCUUUUCCUCACAAUGGAUCAAAAACUAUAUUUCUCCCAUGCACACGGAGAUUUAAGACAU